Tachyglossus aculeatus (Australian echidna) is the source of this 1374-nucleotide messenger RNA. RefSeq names its product transmembrane protein with EGF like and two follistatin like domains 2 (gene TMEFF2). Bases 21 to 1157 code for a protein of 378 amino acids. Gene Ontology annotation, molecular function: protein binding. NCBI's taxonomy places the organism in Eukaryota, Metazoa, Chordata, Mammalia, Monotremata, Tachyglossidae. The transcript has 10 exons. The record is from RefSeq and is a predicted model, not a curated record.
CCCGGCCCCUCGGGCGGGCCAUGGGGCUGGGGCCUCCCCCUCGGCGGGGCUCGGCGGGCCCGGGCCGGGGUUGCCCCCGGCUGGCCCUCCUGCUGCCGCCGCUGGCCCUGCUCCUCGUCCUCCUCCUCGCCCGCCCCGGGGGACUGGUGGCCUUCCCGGCCUCCCUCAGCGACUGCCAGACCCCCACCGGCUGGAAUUGCUCCGGUUUCGAUGACAGAGAGAACGACCUCUUCCUCUGCGACACCAACACCUGUAAAUUCGACGGGGAAUGCCUCAGGAUCGGAGACAGCGUCACCUGUGUCUGCCAGUUCAAGUGCACCAGUGACUACGUGCCCGUGUGUGGCUCCAACGGGGACACCUACCAGAACGAGUGCUACCUGAGACAGUCGGCCUGCAAGCAGCAGACAGAGAUCCUCGUGGCCUCCGACGGCUCCUGCGCUGCAGAUCCCGGAUCAGGCUCUGGAGAUGGAGUGAACGAAGGCUCCGGAGAGAGCAGUCAGAAGGAGACGUCCACGUGCGACAUUUGCCAGUUCGGGGCCGAGUGUGACGAGGACGCGGAAGACGUCUGGUGUGUGUGUAACAUCGACUGUUCCCAAACCAACUUCAACCCCCUUUGUGCUUCCGACGGGAAAUCGUACGACAACGCGUGUCAGAUCAAAGAAGCCUCGUGUCAGAAGCAGGAAAAAAUCGAAGUCAUGUCCCUGGGGCGAUGCCAAGAUAACACCACCACGACGACGAAAUCUGAAGACGGUCACUACGCGAGGACGGAUUCCGCAGAGAACGCCAACAAGCUGGAAGAGAGCGUCGGGGGGCCGGCCACCCCCUGCCCGGACCACCUCAGCUCCUUCUGCAAGCACGGGGCCUGCGAGCACUCCCUCAACACCCCCGAGCCCUCCUGCAGGUGCAACGCAGGCUACACGGGGCAACACUGUGAGAAGAAGGAUUACAGCGUCCUCUACGUGGUGCCCGGCCCGGCCCGCUUCCAGUACGUGCUGAUCGCCGCCGUCAUCGGCACCGUCCAGAUCGCCGUCAUCUGCGUCGUCGUCCUCUGCAUCACCAGGAAAUGUCCGCGGAGCAACAGAAUGCACAGGCAGAAGCAGACUACGGGCCACUACGGGUCAGACAACACGACCAGAGCGUCGACCAGACUGAUUUGAAAAGUGCAUGGUUCUCUCUCCCUCGGCCAAGCUGCCCCGUCCUGGACCGGGGCCGGAACUUAGACGUGAACAACACAUGUUGCCUUGCUUUUGUGGUAAUCGACACCAAUGAAAACCCGUACUACAGCUCUAUUGGAUUAUGUAUCGAUAUAUUUGAGAUAGUAUACAUUGUCUUGAUGUUUUUCUGUAAUGUAAAUAAACUAUUUAUAUCACACAA